Molecule: messenger RNA, 1279 nt
Organism: Drosophila busckii
Lineage: Eukaryota; Metazoa; Arthropoda; Insecta; Diptera; Drosophilidae
Product: sex determination protein fruitless-like
Exons: 5
Biological process (GO): regulation of transcription by RNA polymerase II
Cellular component (GO): nucleus
Molecular function (GO): protein binding
Source: RefSeq, a predicted model, not a curated record
GGAAAAAAAAAUUACAACAAUUUCAACAACGCUGCAGACAAACAAACACCAACAAAACAACAACAACAACAAUCAAUCGAAAAUUGAAACUUAUGGAUUGCUGGACGGGCAACGCCCGACUGGCGAGUGUUUUAGUUUAAGGUGAGUCAACCACAAAGUCCGAGCCCAUAUCCAACUACUAAAUUGUCAAGCAGCAGCGUAAGCUGUCACCGACAUGGGCAGUGAGCAAUACUGCUUGAGGUGGAACAAUCAUCAAUCCAACCUGUUAGGGGUGUUUAGUCAAUUAUUCCAGGACGGGAGCCUGGUGGACGUUACAUUAGCUUGUACAGGGGGCCCAUCCAUCAGAGCCCAUAAGGUGGUCCUGUCGGCCUGCUCAUCAUAUUUCCAGAGCCUCUUUCUGCAGCACUCCGAUCCACAUCCAAUUGUGAUAUUGAAGGACGUCCGUUUUGCUGAGCUGCAAACUUUAGUUGAAUUCAUGUACAAGGGACAGGUGAACGUGCAAUAUUGUCAGUUGCCCGCGCUGCUCAAGACAGCCGAAUCCCUCAAGGUCAAGGGUCUUGCCGAGAUGACGAACCAGAACACGACGCUGCGGGAGCCCGAACGGGAACCAGAUCGUCUGCGUCCGCACUCGCAGGCCGGCGGUGGUGCCGGCGGCGGUGGUGCCAGCAAAGCGGCCGAUAGUCCCGCUGCUGCAGCAGCGCUGGAUGCCACAACAGCAACAUCCGCAGCAGCAGCAGCAGCGACCAGCACAACAGCAACAGCAACUGCUGCGACGACGACAGCAGCAACAACCGCAACAGAUUCAGUCACAGGAGGCACAACAGCAACAGCAACAACAACAACUACAGCAGCAACAGCAACAGCAUCAUCGGCAGCCAUGACGUCAACAACAGCAGCAGCAGCAGCAGCAGCAGCAGUAGCAACAAGCACAGCAACUGCAACAGCGACUGCGGCCGAGGCAGCGCAGUCGGCAAGCGGCAAACGCGAGGCGAGCGAACGCUGCAGUCCAACGCCGCCGAAGCGGCCGACCAGUGGCAGCGCCUUUGAGCUGCUGGACGACGAGGAUGAUGAUGACGAUGAUGAGGAGGAGGAGGAGGAGGAGCUGGAAGAGCUUGACGAGGAUACACCAAUGCCGCUAGAUCUCUAUCAAAGACCCGCCGCCGCCGCCGCGGCCGCUGAUGCACAUGCCAUACCGCCCGAGAGCAACGCCAGCAGCCACAGCAGCAGCAACAACAACAACACCAAUACCAACAGCAGCAGCAACAACAACAACAACAGC